This is a messenger RNA of Bacidia gigantensis, 1137 nucleotides long. RefSeq lists its product as uncharacterized. Gene Ontology annotation, biological process: cytoskeleton-dependent cytokinesis. The record is from RefSeq and is a predicted model, not a curated record. Gene Ontology annotation, molecular function: molecular adaptor activity; GTP binding; GTPase activity. Gene Ontology annotation, cellular component: cell division site; cytosol; septin ring. The transcript has 7 exons. The coding region runs from base 1 to 1137 and encodes 378 amino acids. Lineage: Eukaryota; Fungi; Ascomycota; Lecanoromycetes; Lecanorales; Ramalinaceae.
AUGUCUUCCAAUCUUGCCUCUAUCAAGACGCGCAGGAAGAAGAAUGUCAAGAAAGGGAUACAAUUCUGUAUGAUGGUCUGCGGGGCUUCAGGAACAGGUCGAACAACAUUCGUCAACACUUUAUGCGGCAAGCAAGUCCUAAGAGAGAAAGACGCAGAUGAUGCUGCGAAUGCUCAUCUUGAGGAGGGUGUAAGGAUCAAGCCAAUUACCGUCGAGCUGGAGUUGGAUGAAGAAGGCACACGUAUCUCCCUAACAAUCGUCGAUACCCCUGGCUUUGGAGACCAAAUCGACAAUGAAGCAAGUUUUGCGGAGAUUGUCGGACAUCUGGAGCGCCAAUAUGACGAUAUCCUUGCCGAAGAAUCUCGCAUCAAACGUAACCCUCGUUUCAGAGAUAACCGUGUACAUGCUCUCCUCUAUUUUAUCACCCCGACCGGACAUGGCCUCCGUGAGCUCGAUAUAGAACUGAUGAGGCGCUUAUCUCCUCGCGUAAAUGUCAUUCCUGUGAUCGGCAAAGCGGAUUCCUUAACUCCAGCUGAAUUGGCAGAAUCAAAGAAACUGGUUAUGGAGGACAUUGAACAUUAUCGUAUCCCAGUCUACAAUUUCCCUUAUGACAUCGAGGAAGAUGACGAAGAUACCGUUGAGGAAAACGCUGAGCUACGAGGCUUAAUGCCAUUUGCAAUUGUGGGUUCUGAGGACGUCGUUGAAAUCGGCGGUAGGAGAGUCAGAGCGCGACAAUAUCCAUGGGGGGUGGUAGAGGUUGAAAAUCCUCGUCACUCUGACUUCCUGGCUAUCAAGAGCGCCUUGCUUCACAGCCAUCUAGCGGACUUGAAGGAAAUCACACACGACUUCCUCUACGAGAAUUACCGAACAGAGAAAUUGAGCAAGAGCGUUGAAGGGGGUGCUACUGCCGAUCAAUCGAUGAACCCUGAGGACUUGGCUUCCCAAUCCGUCCGCCUAAAGGAAGAGCAACUUCGUCGUGAGGAAGAGAAACUCCGCGAAAUUGAAGUCAAGGUUCAACGAGAGAUUAAUGAGAAGAGACAAGAGCUUUUAGCACGUGAGAGUCAGCUAAGAGAAGCAGAGGGACGCAUGACGAGGGAGACAAGCAUGGCUGUCGAUGAUACAAACGGCAUGUCCUAA